CCGCAGGGGCCGCGUUCUCAAGUUCACUGAGCGCAGUUGCCUGCCUGUCCGGAUAGCUUGGACCGGGCUGUCCUGCUGAGAGACAUUUCACAGCUAGAAGCACUGCUGUGCCUCGGGCGGACAAACCGUUUCCAGCUGUAGCCGAGCUGGGCCGUUCCCAUCCCAGAGGUCCUAUAAUGAACAUUUUCCCACUGGAGUUUCGGUAAACUUUACAUUUUUUCACCCCACUUGCUUUCCCGCACCAUGUCGGGAGUGGUCCGCACCCUGAGCCGCUGCCUGCUCCCGGCGGAGGCCACCCGGGAGCCGGGAGGCAGCAAGCAGGGCAGGAGGGAGAGGGACGCGCCUCAGGAGCGGGAAGCCAGACGCCGGAGCCGGGAGAUAGACGCUAUGCUGGCCCGGGAGAGGAGAGCCGUUCGUCGGCUGGUGAAGAUUCUGCUCCUCGGGGCCGGAGAGAGCGGAAAGUCCACAUUCCUGAAACAGAUGCGCAUCAUUAACGGCCAGGAGUUUGAUAAGAAAGCGCUCCUGGAUUUCCGGGAUACUAUAUAUGAGAAUAUACUAAAGGGCAUGCGAGUGCUGGUGGAUGCCCGAGACAAACUGGGCAUUAGCUGGCAGAGCUGUGAGAAUGAGAAGCAGGGCAUGCUGGUGAUGUCGUGGGAGGGGCGUGUGGGCGCCUCGGGGGUCGAGCCCAGUGAGUUUCAGCUCUACGUGAUGGCGCUGAGCGCUCUCUGGGGGGACGCAGGCAUACAGGAGGCCUACUCACGACGCUCAGAGUUCCAGCUGAGCGAAUCAGUCAAAUACUUCCUGGAUAACUUGGAUCGUAUCGGACAGCCGAGCUACAUUCCAAGCAAACAAGAUAUUUUAUUUGCAAGAAAGGCCACUAAAGGGAUAGUGGAGCACGACUUUGUGAUUAAAAAGAUUCCUUUCAAAAUGGUGGACGUUGGCGGUCAGAGGUCGCAGCGGCAGAAAUGGUUUCAGUGUUUCGAUGGGAUCACAUCGAUUCUCUUCAUGGUGUCGUCAUCAGAGUACGACCAGCUUUUGAUGGAGGACCGCAGGACGAACCGCCUGGUGGAGAGCAUGAACAUCUUUGAGACCAUCGUCAACAACAAGCUCUUCCUGAAUGUCUCCAUCAUCCUGUUUCUCAACAAAACGGACCUGCUGGUGGAGAAGAUCCGCACCGUGGACAUCCGCAAGAACUUUCCCGAGUUCAGAGGAGACCCACGCAGAUUGGAGGAUGUGCAGGCCUUCCUGGUCCAGUCAUUCAGCAGGAAGAGGAGAAACCGAGGGAAGCCGCUCUUCCACCACUUCACCACUGCAGUGGACACAGAAAACAUCCGCUUUGUUUUUCACGCGGUCAAGGACACGAUUCUGCAGGAGAACCUCAAAGAUAUCAUGCUGCAGUGACUUUUAUGUUUAUGUCAGUCCAACUGUGAAAACCCGCCACCAUUCCAGCCCGGGAGGACUUGGCUCUGACACCACAGCCUACAAUGUGUUCAUAUUACCUGUGGAGCCAGGAGUUCCUGCAUGCCUGUGGAUACCCUGCAUUUAACCUGUGUAGAUGUGCAAAUGAGCUGGGAAGGAGAGCUAAACUCUGGGGGG
Molecule: messenger RNA, 1596 nt
Organism: Cyprinodon tularosa
Lineage: Eukaryota; Metazoa; Chordata; Actinopteri; Cyprinodontiformes; Cyprinodontidae
Gene: gna12a
Product: guanine nucleotide binding protein (G protein) alpha 12a
Exons: 7
Coding region: 244-1401 (385 amino acids)
Biological process (GO): adenylate cyclase-modulating G protein-coupled receptor signaling pathway; Rho protein signal transduction
Cellular component (GO): heterotrimeric G-protein complex; brush border membrane
Molecular function (GO): G-protein beta/gamma-subunit complex binding; D5 dopamine receptor binding; guanyl nucleotide binding
Source: RefSeq, a predicted model, not a curated record